CCACCGCACUGCGCCCUGAAAAACGGUGAGAAUGGCAACUUGUAGGUUGUGUGUUCUUUGCCACAAUGAUAAUGAAAAGGUCGUGCUCACUCUGGGCUCUGACGCAGUGAAAACGAAGCCAACAGUAUAGCUGGGAUCGGCUGGUCCGGCGAGGUCCCGCCCCGCCGGCGACGGCCACCUGCGCCCCGCUCCGGCCUCACCUCCGCGCCCAGCUGCUUGGCCCGGUUCGGGCGCACGGGCCGCGCGGGUGGAUCCACGGCCAUCGCCGCGGGAGCCGCGGGCGGCGGAGUGGAGCCGACAGAGCCACCGUCCCCGGGACCAGCCGACCCACCUGGACACCCCGCACCCCGGACCCGCGGGGACACCCCCAUGGCCGCGCGGGGCCCCGAAGCCCCCAGCGGGCGCGCGCUGCGGGACGCGGCAGAAAAUCUAUUUCAGGAACUUCAAGAACAUUUUCAAGCUCUGACUGCAGCAUUAAACCUCAGAAUGGAAGAAAUGGGAGGUCGCAUUGAAGACUUGCAGAAGAAUGUGAACGGCUUGAUGGUGCAAGCUGGGAUUGAAGGUUCUGCUCAAGAGCAAAUGGCGAGGCCUUAUUAAGGCACUAAGAUGUUCACCGUUUACAUAUCUUCUGCUUUCAUCUUGAAACAUUUAAUCCCAUAUUUGUUCACUAAGGGAGCUACUGCUUCUGCACUACAUGAAAAACCUUCAGGAAUAAUUUUUAAAAAUUCACAAAUGCUCUUUUCUAAAUAGAACAGAAACACUCUUUGUCAUUGUUCCUUAAAAAGUGCACAUUUUAAAGGAAAAACUAUUAUUUAAAAACUGGUUUUGUUAAAGUACUUUUCACCCCCAUCCCUCAAAUUAGUUUUCAAUCAAAACACAAGUCACGAUGAAUGAGUGCUUGGGGAUGACAACUAGUGGCUUCUGUUUGAGACGUUCAUGGAAAGAUUUAAAGAAGACACAUGUGCAUUAGGUUCUCACCCCAUCUCAUGAGUGGUUCCUGCGGAUCCCCCCCCCAGA
This is a messenger RNA of Eubalaena glacialis (North Atlantic right whale), 1017 nucleotides long. RefSeq names its product heat shock factor binding protein 1 like 1 (gene HSBP1L1). Gene Ontology annotation, cellular component: cytosol; nucleus. Lineage: Eukaryota; Metazoa; Chordata; Mammalia; Artiodactyla; Balaenidae. The record is from RefSeq and is a predicted model, not a curated record. The coding region runs from base 370 to 597 and encodes 75 amino acids. Gene Ontology annotation, biological process: cellular heat acclimation. The transcript is spliced from 3 exons. Gene Ontology annotation, molecular function: transcription corepressor activity.